GGUUGUAACAAUUGCCCUGCGGGGAGCUAGCCGCUGGGGCUGGCUCCCGCAGGGCUACGGGACCCAGGUGGUGUCGGAGGCAGGAGGGCCGGGACAUGCGGGAGCGGUGCGGGACACACAGGGCACUGUCUUGCUAUCCCUGUAUCCACUCCAACUAUUGACACCACUCUCAGCUGAGUAGGAUGUGCACUUAUGGGCAUUAUAACAAUCCCAUACCUGACACCAGAGUGAGAGCACCAGAUUUAACCAAGGACAUGGAGGGGGGAAAAUGAAUGAGGUAAAAGAAAGUCUGAGAAGCAUAGAACAGACCUACAAGAUCUUCCAGCAGCAGCAGUUUACAUUUAUUGCAGCGCUGGACCACACCCGAGAGAAUGCACAUGACAAGAUCAGGCCUGUAGCAAGUAUUGGACAGGUGCAGGCAUACAUGGAUCAUCACUGUAACAACAGCACCGAUAGACGCAUCCUCCUCAUGUUCUUGAACAUCUGUAAUGAUCUGAACAAACUCUGCCAAAAACUAGAAGCCCUGCAUCCUGGUAACAGUGUAACCAACAAUAUUUUGGAGAAAUGCAAGAUGCUCGUUAGCCCCAGCAACGACCUGAGCACCGUCCGAGCAAAGUACCCUCAUGAUGUGGUGAAUCACCUGAGCUGCGAUGAAGCAAAGAACCACUAUGGAGGUGUGGUGAGCCUCAUACCCAUAGUGCUGGACUGCAUGAAAUCAUGGGUGGCCCACAGUGAGAAGCUGCCUCGGAACUUCCUGCAAAAUGCAAGUUAACUCCUGUUCUUUUGCCUCCUGCCGAAGACACUCCUGAAUAAAAGUUUCCCGUGCAUGCAA
Pelodiscus sinensis (Chinese soft-shelled turtle) is the source of this 832-nucleotide messenger RNA. The record is from RefSeq and is a predicted model, not a curated record. NCBI's taxonomy places the organism in Eukaryota, Metazoa, Chordata, Testudines, Trionychidae.